AUGGAGUUCACACCAUUUGUGUCUGUUGUUAUUGAAUUUGCCUCUACGACCUCGUAUGUUGCUUCUACGACCUCGUAUGCUGUCUCUACGACCUCGUAUGCUGUCUCUACGACCUCGUAUGCUGUCUCUACGACCUCGUAUGCUGCCUCUACGACCUCGUAUGCUGCCUCUACGACCUCAUAUGCUGCUUCUACGACCUCGUAUGCUGCUUCUACGACCUCGUAUGCUGCUUCUACGACCUCGUAUGCUGCCUAUACGACCUCGUAUGCUGCUUCUACGACCUCGUAUGCUGCUUCUACGACCUCGUAUGCUGCCUAUACGACCUCGUAUGCUGCUUCUACGACCUCGUAUGCUGCCUAUACGACCUCGUAUGCUGCUUCUACGACCUCGUAUGCUGCCUCUACGACCUCAUAUGCUGUCUCUAUGACCUCGUAUGCUGUCUCUACGAUCUCGUAUGCUGCUUCUACGACCUCGUAUGCUGCCUAUACGACCUCGUAUGCUGCUUCUACGACCUCGUAUGCUGCCUAUACGACCUCGUAUGCUGCUUCUACGACCUCGUAUGCUGCCUCUACGACCUCAUAUGCUGUCUCUAUGACCUCGUAUGCUGUCUCUACGAUCUCGUAUGCUGCUUCUACGACCUCGUAUGCUGCCUAUACGACCUCGUAUGCUGCUUCUACGACCUCGUAUGCUGCCUAUACGACCUCGUAUGCUACUUCUACGACCUCGUAUGCUGCCUCUACGACCUCAUAUGCUGUCUCUAUGACCUCGUAUGCUGUCUCUACGAUCUCGAGCGCUGAGGAGCUCUCAGAAGCCCUCCGGAGCGCUGAGGAGCUCUCAGAAGCCCUCCAGAGCGCUGAGGAGCUCUCAGAAGCCCUCCGGAGCGCUGAGGAGCUCUCAGAAGCCCUCCGGAGCGCUGAGGAGCUCUCAGAAGCCCUCCGGAGCGCUGAGGAGCUCUCAGAAGCCCUCCGGAGCGCUGAGGAGCUCUCAGAAGCCCUCCGGAGCGCUGAGGAGCUCUCAGAAGCCCUCCGGAGCGCUGAGGAGCUCUCAGAAGCCCUCCGGAGCGCUGAGGAGCUCUCAGAAGCCCUCCGGAGCGCUGAGGAGCUCUCAGAAGCCCUCAGAAGCGCUGAGGAGCUCUCAGAAGCGCUGAGGAGUGCUCAAGAGCUCUCAAGAGCACUCGAGUACACACCUCGAAAAAAAAGCCAAGUUAAAAUAAUAACUGAUAUGGUAUGA
This is a messenger RNA of Procambarus clarkii (red swamp crayfish), 1230 nucleotides long. The record is from RefSeq and is a predicted model, not a curated record. NCBI's taxonomy places the organism in Eukaryota, Metazoa, Arthropoda, Malacostraca, Decapoda, Cambaridae.